GUCUCGCUCCGCAGCCCGAGUGAGCGCCGCCGCUCCUGCGCCUCGGAAGGGCAGCGGGCCCCGCCGCCGGCCCCACCCGAUGGCGAGGCUGCGGGACUGCCUGCUCCGCCUGACGGUCACGAUCCGGUCCCUGCUCUUCUGGUCCCUGGUCUACUGCUACUGCGGGCUGUGCGCCUCCAUCUACCUGCUCAAACUUUUGUGGAGCAUCGGCAAGGGACCCGCUCAGACCUUCCGGAGGGUCGCCCGGGAACACCCUCCCGCGUGUUUGAACGACCCCUCUUUGGGUACCCACUGCUACGUGCGGAUCAAGGAUUCGGGGUUAAGAUUUCAUUAUGUUGCUACUGGUGAAAGAGGCAAACCACUUAUGCUGCUGCUUCAUGGAUUUCCAGAAUUCUGGUAUUCUUGGCGUCACCAACUAAGGGAAUUUAAAAGUGAAUAUCGAGUUGUAGCACUUGAUCUGAGAGGCUAUGGAGAAACAGAUGCUCCCGUUCAUCGAGAGAAUUAUAAAUUGGACUGUCUAAUUACAGAUGUAAAGGAUAUUUUAGACUCUUUAGGAUAUAGCAAAUGUGUUCUUAUUGGCCACGACUGGGGGGGAAUGAUUGCUUGGCUAAUUGCCAUCUGUUUUCCCGAAAUGGUGAUGAAGCUUAUUGUUAUUAACUUCCCUCAUCCAAAUGUAUUUACAGAAUAUAUUUUACGACACCCUGCCCAGCUGUUCAAAUCCAGCCAUUAUUACUUCUUCCAAAUACCAUGGUUCCCAGAAUUUAUGUUCUCAAUAAAUGAUUUCAAGGCUUUGAAACAUCUGUUUACCAGUCACAGCACUGGUAUUGGAAGAAAAGGAUGUCGAUUAACAACAGAAGAUCUUGAGGCUUAUAUUUAUGUCUUCUCCCAGCCUGGAGCAUUAAAUGGUCCAAUUAACCAUUACCGAAAUAUCUUCAGCUGCCUGCCUCUCAAACAUCACAUGGUGACCACUCCAACACUCCUACUGUGGGGAGAAAAAGAUGCAUUUAUGGAGGCUGAGAUGGCUGAAGUCACAAAGAUUUAUGUUAAAAAUUAUUUCAGGCUAACUAUACUGUCAGAUGUCAGUCACUGGCUUCAGCAAGAACAACCUGACAUAGUGAACAAAUUGAUAUGGACAUUUCUGAAGGAAGAAACAAGAAGAAAAGAUUGACUUUUCUAUAUCUUCUAUGAGGGAUCUGUAAUGAAAUCUCUAAAUAAUUUUUAAUAAUUGUUCAUCAACCUCUUUAAGCUUAUUAGGAAAAAAUUGUUUUAAUAUGCUUUAUCAUAAGUAUCCUGACAAAUCAUAUUGAAAAAAAUCUGAGAAUGUGUGAACUUGUAACAUGAUAUCAAUUUUCUUCUGUUGAAUUUUGCACAGAAAAGCAGCUGCCUUAAAAUGUGUGCAAUAGUACAAAAAGGAAGUUGGGGGAAAUGGCUCAGUUUUGGUUUCUUGCAUUCUUUGCCCUGUUAACAUCUGGUGCCUUUUACAAAUGUAAAUUAAAGAUUAGCUAUGCCAUAUUAAAAAAAAAAGGUAAACCUGCAAUGGUAUAUAAAU
This is a messenger RNA of Panthera uncia (snow leopard), 1549 nucleotides long. It is a transcript of the gene EPHX4, whose product is annotated as epoxide hydrolase 4. The coding region runs from base 80 to 1168 and encodes 362 amino acids. NCBI's taxonomy places the organism in Eukaryota, Metazoa, Chordata, Mammalia, Carnivora, Felidae. Gene Ontology annotation, molecular function: hydrolase activity. The record is from RefSeq and is a predicted model, not a curated record. The transcript has 7 exons.